UCGUGUCUUCACUGGAGACGCCCGGAAGACACUAGAACCUAUUUUAUGAGGAGGAAAGUGUAGAAGGGAGAUAGACGAGGAGGGUGUGACGUGACGAGCAGAGAUGGAAGCGAUCGCUGUGAAAAGUUUAAUGCCAGGAGCUCACAAGCUCGCUGGAAUCAGGUGCUGUUCUUCACAGCAGCAGCACCUGCCUCAGAGCAGAUUGAUUUGCCAGAGUCCGGGAGCGAUGUCGUUGAAUUCAAGCAACAGGUUGUGCAUGGAUCGACGAAGUCGGGUGAGGAGCAAAGCCACGGAGUCCACAUCCGAGGUGCCAACCAGCGAGAGGUCAGAGGAGACGAAGGAACUCGUGGCGGAGUCGCUGAAGAAAGUUGCCGAGGCGGAGAUCCAGCAAACAAAGGAGUACCUGGAGAACGUUGCCGAUAAUGGUACUGCUGAUCCAGCCACUCUGCCUCGGGAAGAAGUUCUGGAAACGAAGCAAGGUGAUCCGGCUGUCGUCGAGCGAGAACCACAACCGGAGUUUGAACCACAGAAAGUUUCAAAGUCGCGAGGUGGCAACAUCAAGUGCGAUCCUCUCAACGUUGUUCUUUUCCAGGGAUUUAAUUGGGAGUCAUGGAGGAACCCUUGCUGGUAUGAUGUGCUCAUGAACACUGCAGAGGACUUGGCACAAGCUGGAGUCACGGACAUUUGGCUGCCUCCAGCAACCCAUUCUGUGGCACCACAAGGUUACAUGCCUGGAAGGCUCUACGACCUGAAUGCGUCAAAGUACGGGAACGAAGAGAAACUAAAGCAAGUCAUCGACAAGUUCCACUCUCAUGGCAUCAGAUGCAUUGCAGACAUUGUGAUCAACCAUAGGUGCGGGGACUCUCAAGACCAGCGGGGGGUGUGGUGCAUUUUCGAGGGUGGAACUCCGGACGAGCGUCUCGACUGGGGACCCUGGGCCAUCACAAAGGACGACUAUGCAUACAGCGACGGCUCUGGGGCUCCAGACACGGGUGAAGACUUUGGUGCCGCUCCAGACAUCGACCACACCAAUCCCAGAGUCCAGGACGACCUCGCAGGCUGGAUGAAGUGGAUGAAGGAAACGAUUGGCUUCGAUGGUUGGCGGUUUGAUUUCUCCAAAGGCUACGCCGGAAGUUACGCAGGUCUCUACAUCGAGAGAACCACACCGGAGUUCUCGGUUGGGGAACUCUGGACGAACCUCAACUAUGGUCCGGAUGGUAGCGUCGAGUAUAACCAGGACAGUCACAGGCAGGAGGUAGUCGAUUGGAUCAAUGCCACCGGUAAUCGCUCCACAGCUUUCGACUUCACGACCAAAGGAAUCCUCCAGGAGGCCGUCAAGAACCAGUUUUGGAGGCUGAGAGAUCCCAACAACAAGCCGGCUGGAGUGAUCGGCUACUGGCCCCAGAAAGCGGUGACGUUCAUCGACAACCACGACACCGGAUCCACGCAGAAGCACUGGCCGUUCCCAGCGGACAAAGUUAUGCUUGGAUAUGUCUACAUUCUCACGCAUCCCGGCAUUCCAUGCAUCUUCUAUGAUCACUACUACGAAUGGGGGCUCAAGGACGAGAUAAAAGCUCUUCUCGAGGUCCGGAAGCGCAACAACGUAGUGGCUAAUUCCAGCGUCAGCAUCAUCGCGGCUGAGGAGGACGUCUACGUGGCGUCCGUGGCGGACGGCAAGCUGGUGGUGAAGAUGGGGCCCAGGUUUGACAUUGGUGACAUGGCACCCAGCUCGGACGAGUUCGCCAUCGCGGCUCUUGGCAACGAGUACUGCGUGUGGGAGCGAAAGAAUUAGGUGGCGGUACACGUGGUGGUAGUUGAGUCGUCCACGUUCACGCCAAGCUUGUGUGUCCAGUCACGGGAGAGACAAAAGUGGGUCAAUCGAAGCCGUCCCUUUCGGGGUAAUUGUGACCGUCCAAUUGGAAUCUCAAGUGAGGCCGUCGGAUGCCGGUGGUGCCGACGGCCCCGAUCGCCCCA
This is a messenger RNA of Selaginella moellendorffii, 1974 nucleotides long. RefSeq names its product alpha-amylase type B isozyme. The record is from RefSeq and is a predicted model, not a curated record. NCBI's taxonomy places the organism in Eukaryota, Viridiplantae, Streptophyta, Lycopodiopsida, Selaginellales, Selaginellaceae. The coding region runs from base 104 to 1792 and encodes 562 amino acids. Gene Ontology annotation, molecular function: alpha-amylase activity; calcium ion binding. The transcript has 4 exons. Gene Ontology annotation, biological process: carbohydrate metabolic process.